This is a messenger RNA of Capsella rubella, 942 nucleotides long. Its product is annotated as GATA transcription factor 20. The coding region runs from base 55 to 684 and encodes 209 amino acids. Gene Ontology annotation, biological process: flower development; regulation of DNA-templated transcription. The record is from RefSeq and is a predicted model, not a curated record. The transcript has 2 exons. NCBI's taxonomy places the organism in Eukaryota, Viridiplantae, Streptophyta, Magnoliopsida, Brassicales, Brassicaceae. Gene Ontology annotation, molecular function: DNA-binding transcription factor activity; zinc ion binding; sequence-specific DNA binding.
CCAAAACACAACACACAUAUCUCUCUCUCCCUAUUUGAUCUAGUCUACAUUUUCAUGAUGGGAUACCAAACAAACCCUAACUUCUCUAUGUUUUUUUCCUCUGAAAAUGACGACCAAAACCAAUACAGUUACGAUCAUUACAAUGAUCUCUCUUCAUCAACUUCUGUUGAUUGCACUCUCUCACUUGGAACACCCUCUACUCGUCUCGACGACCACCGUAGAUUCUCUAAUGCUGGUUCUAACAACAUCUCCGGAGACUUCUACUUUCACGGAGGAAAUGCUAAGACUACAUCGUACAAGAAGAGUGGUGGUGGUGAUCAUAGCUUACCUCGCCGUUGUGCUAGCUGCGACACCACUUCAACUCCUCUAUGGAGAAACGGACCAAAAGGCCCUAAGUCGUUAUGUAACGCUUGUGGAAUCCGAUUCAAGAAAGAGGAGAGGCGUGCGACGGCCAGAAACUUAACGAUCUCCGGUGGAGGUUCAUCGGCGGCAGAACUUCCGGUAGAGAAUCCAUACAACGGAGGUGGAAACUAUUACGGUCAUCAUCAUCAUCACUAUGCUACGUCGUCGCCGUCGUGGGCUCAUCAGAACACACAAAGAGUUCCUUAUUUCUCACAGGCACCAGAAAUGGAAUAUCCCUACGUGGAUGAUGCUACGGCUGCUUCGUUUAUGUCUUGGAAUUGACGUACGUGUCAAGUAAGCGAUGGCCUUCUCCACCAUUUUGACGAGAUGAAGAAGAAAGAAACGUUACUUAUCAUAGAUUGUAUCACACAAAGUAAAAUUCAGUCUUGGUCAAAUUCAUUAUUAUUUUAGUUUUUUUUUUUUUUAAUUCUUUUUAUUUCGACUCUUUUAGCUACUUGUGUUUUCUUUUUCACGACUUUUUUGAAAGCUAUAUAUAUAUAUAUGGUGUUAUCAUAUACAAAUACGUACUGUAGUAACCCU